CACUUUAAGUGAGAGUAGCUCAAAAAGAAAUGACGUAGAGGAGUACACAGACUGAACCGACGGAGGAAAACAAGGAAGUAGCCAGGACGCGAGUUUUGUGUUUUCAUACACUCUGUUUUAAAUUAAUUUGUAUUCGACAAAGAACGAUGAAUAACAAAGGGUCAUAUCCACAACAGGCUGUGUAUCCUCAGCAGAGCACAGCACCCAUAUACCCUCCUGCUAUGCAAGUGCCACCACCCCAGGUACCCCCAUACACAGAUGCCCCUCCUGCCUAUUCUGAGAUCUAUCAGCCAAGGUAUAUGCACCCACCCCAGGUUACUGGGCAGCUACCUCCAAUAACCACUGCAUACCCUGCAACUCAAAUGUUUGUGCCCAUGCCCCAGACUGUGCCUGUUGGUGCAAUGACCCCUAAUGUUCCCAUGGGUUACUACCCCAUGGGACCUGUGUAUCCUCCAGGCUCCACAGUCCUAGUGGAAGGGGGAUUUGAUGCUGGAGCUCGAUUUGGCCCUGGUAGCACUGCUUCCAUACCUCCCCCUCCUCCUGGACAUGCUCCAAAUGCAGCACAGCUGGCAGCAAUGCAGGGUGCAAAUGUGGUGAUGACACAACGCAAGAGCAACUUCUUCAUGGGUGGUUCAGGAGGGGGUUACACUAUUUGGUAACAGUGAGAAGGACCAGAUUGGACCUUGACCUUUCCCCUUGUCUGGUGUUCUCUUUCUUCCCCUCUCUCCUGCCUCACCAGGGGCACUUUGGCUAUGCCAUGAUAGUGAUACAACAGAAUGUAAUGUUUUAUAGUUCCCACUAACAGUACAGUACUUUGUUGAUGUCUUUCAGUUUUAAAAUACAUGAUAGAUUAUACUCCUACUUUUAGACCAUGUUUAUUUAUGAUUGGAAAACAGAAUAACAUUUAUCUUUAGCUAAUUUCUAUCUAUGUGGCAGAUAAAUGAUAAAUGUUGUUUGAUUUUCAUGAUGUUCAACCAACACACCCUUACUACUACUGUAUUUGUUAGCUCUGCCCUACUAUCAUUUAUUUACAUUAUUUACAUUUUACCCAGUAAAAUGGCUUCUCAUAAUAUAUUUAUUUAAUUACAUACAAUAACGUUAGUUAUAUAGAAUAUUUUACACAUUCUAAUUACAACAGAGUACUGUACUGCACUUUUGGGAAAGAUUAGAUAAAUAUAAUUGGGUGUCAAAAUUGAGCACCGCAACUUUAACAUUUACAGAUUAAAAUGCAGUAAAUACGCCCUCAUAUUUGAUUCAGAACACUGGUUGGCUUUUUAUUUCCACAUCAUGUCGGAUACCCAGAACUGUAUAUAAUGCUGUUUAAUUUUAGUUUAGUGAAACAAGAGUUUACAACAGUUUUCACAAAGGGUUUGUGCUUCACACACUACUUUCUUUAGCAUCAUUCUCAUAGUUUAAUUAAUUAGAAAUUUUUUAUGUUUAGGGGUUAAUCAAGACUUUUUUUUCCCCCAGGAAUGUACUUAAGCACAUCAAGCAAUUUCUUUUUCUAGUGAACAUUUAAAUGUAUAACCAAGGAGCUGGUUGUACCAAAGAUUUGGAUUAGAAUGCACUAAAAGCUUUUAAUGUGACUUGAAAUUCUUCUCUGAAUAAUUCUGCACAUAUGAUUAAUGAAAUUAAUAAAUGAUACAUAGAUACAUAUCGAUGCAUCAUGAUGGUUCUACAUGCUUUUUGCACUUUUAUCAAAGCUAUUUUCUUUUAAUGAAGCAGUAAUUUUUAGAAAUACUACACACAUUUAUUUAUGUGCACAGUCAACCAACUCUGAAAUAUUAGACUUUUUGGAACUUGGUUUUUGUAGUCAUGCUUUAUACAUGCAAAUACAGUGUCGGUCAUUAAA
This is a messenger RNA of Pangasianodon hypophthalmus (striped catfish), 1852 nucleotides long. It is a transcript of the gene dazap2, whose product is annotated as DAZ associated protein 2. Bases 147 to 659 code for a protein of 170 amino acids. The transcript has 4 exons. Lineage: Eukaryota; Metazoa; Chordata; Actinopteri; Siluriformes; Pangasiidae. The record is from RefSeq and is a predicted model, not a curated record.